AUGCGACUCAUCAACACGCAUACUCUGACGCUUGAGGAGUUCAUUGGACGUCGCAUCCCGAGAUACGCUAUUCUCUCGCAUACCUGGGAGGAAGAGGAAGUGAGCUACGAGGAGUACAUCCGCGGAGUUCACACGCGCAAGAAAGGCUACUCUAAGAUACAAAAGACAUGUUGUCUAGCUGCUGCGGAAGGAAUUGGAUAUGCAUGGGUAGAUACCUGCUGUAUCGACAAGCGUAUCAGUGCCGAACUUACUGAAGCGAUCAACUCGAUGUACCUAUGGUACAAGUGUAGCGCCGUGUGUUACGCGUACCUCUCAGAUCUACCGAGGAACGCGCGGCUCGAUAAGCACUUGCAGAAGUGUCGGUGGUUCACACGAGGUUGGACCUUGCAGGAGCUGAUCGCCCCUUGUGAGAUGCACUUCUUCGAUUCGGGAUGGUGCAACUUUGGCACGAAGCGGUCCUUGGUCGAUUCCUUGUCGGCCAUAACACGCAUAAAUUCGUCAUUGUUGCAAGGUCGAACCCCUCUAUCUGGAUUCUCGGUUGCCCAAAGAUUUUCGUGGGCGGCAUCAAGGCAAACCAGCCGUACAGAAGACAUCGCGUAUUGCCUUUUCGGCAUUUUUGAACUAAAUUUGCCCCUCCUGUACGGUGAAGGCAAGAACGCAUUUCGAAGACUACAAGAAGAGAUCAUAAGAACUAUCCUCGACUUGAGUAUAUUCGCGUGGAAAGUUUUACCACUCGACCAAGAUGAUAAUCCCAUGUCCAAGGCGGACUUUGAUCAUGUGUUCGUUCCAAGGACAGGCGACGUGGUUCUUUCAGGCAUCUUCGCAGAAUCUCCCGCCGAAUUCUAUCCCUGUGUGGAUUACGUCAGCUUUCCCGAGGAUGUUCUUGGAGAAGUCUCGAAUUCCAGCAAAGGUAUUAAAAUACAUUCGCGUCUCCUGUUGUGCGCAAAAUUGGGAUUUCAAGAAUGGGACUACGUUCUUCCUUUGAGAUGCAAGUCGCACAAUCGUUGGCUCGGCAUUUACCUACGUCAAGUCGGGUAUCAGGUGUAUCUGCGCGCCGAACCACGGUUACUGUUGCAGUAUUAUGAUCGAGCAUUUUCGACGGGCGAGCUCAGCACCAUCCAGCCCCAGGAAAGACAUCUUCUGCUCAGAAUCCCGAAUGCAUCAGGGUACCAAGACGAUCGCCUAGUUCAAUCGCAUAAAAUUCUUCCACGCGUACGAUCAGAUGUUCUACACAUCCGUUCGCCCGCUCAGCUGUCAAUCAUAGAACCUUGGCCGCUGGCCAAUUUUGACCACCAAGACCGCAUGUUCUCUUUCCGUAAUAAUUCCAGGCACCGGUUCGCUUGUGCAAAGAUCUUCGGCAUCGUCCCUCAUCCUGACGUUACUCGCAGGGGGACGGUGGCCUUUAGUGGCUGGAUAUGUGCUGUCCAUAUGCAAAACAACAACACUUCAUUCGGUAUCUUCGCUUCUACCUUGAGUAACGACAGAAAGAUAAACCAAGUGCUCGGCCUACUAUCCAAGGCGGAUUACCACACGGAACAAAUCAUGACCUUGUUAGACACUUGCGGCAUACCCAUGGUGUCAAGCGCAAUCUGUCCUAUUCUUGGCACUCCAUAUGUUGCAGAGGUAACUGCCCGAUCUUCCGAGACAAGAGACCCUUCAGUAUGCCGAAACAUUUAUAGGCAGAUUACACUGGAUUACCGGAUCACCCUUGGCACAAAACAAUUGUCAAUUUUACGCAAGCAAAAAUGGAUAGAGACUGAACGGCAAAUGCGGCCAGACGCUGCAAGAUUACUAGUUUCAAGCGAUUCCUACUGGCUUCCCGAGCAGCUCUAG
Molecule: messenger RNA, 1833 nt
Organism: Parastagonospora nodorum SN15
Lineage: Eukaryota; Fungi; Ascomycota; Dothideomycetes; Pleosporales; Phaeosphaeriaceae
Exons: 2
Coding region: 1-1833 (610 amino acids)
Source: RefSeq, a predicted model, not a curated record